AUGGGGUCUCAAAAACAGCUUGCUAUUGCGGAGUUUGCAAGAUCUUUUCUUAUUAUUCCUAACACACUGGCAGUUAAUGCUGCUCCAAACUCCACAGAUCUCACUGCAAAGUUAAGAGCUUUCCAUAAUGAGGCUCAAGUUAACCCAGAAUGCAAAUAUCUCAAAUGGAUUGGUCUUGAUUUGGUCAGUGGUAAACCUCGAGAGAACAAACAAGCAGGGGUAUUUGAACAAACCAUAGAGAAAGUUAAGAGUUUGAAAUUUGUGACAGAAGCUUCAAUUACCAUUCUUCAAAUUGAUGAUCUUAUCAAAUUAUACAUGGAAAACAAAGAUAAGCAUGGAGGUUAUGAAGAUGUUCUUCAUUCAGGAGCCCUGAUGACAGAGCUGAUUUCUUUGAUUGAUAACAAUAUUAGAUGCCAUUAUCUUGUACCUUGA
Messenger RNA from Callorhinus ursinus (northern fur seal), 432 nucleotides. Its product is annotated as T-complex protein 1 subunit alpha-like. NCBI's taxonomy places the organism in Eukaryota, Metazoa, Chordata, Mammalia, Carnivora, Otariidae. The record is from RefSeq and is a predicted model, not a curated record. Gene Ontology annotation, molecular function: ATP-dependent protein folding chaperone; ATP binding.